This is a messenger RNA of Heterocephalus glaber (naked mole-rat), 963 nucleotides long. RefSeq names its product olfactory receptor 4N2-like. Gene Ontology annotation, molecular function: olfactory receptor activity. Gene Ontology annotation, cellular component: membrane. Lineage: Eukaryota; Metazoa; Chordata; Mammalia; Rodentia; Bathyergidae. The record is from RefSeq and is a predicted model, not a curated record. Gene Ontology annotation, biological process: G protein-coupled receptor signaling pathway.
AUGGAGAGCCAGAACAACACAGUGGUGACAGAACUCAUCCUCCUUGGUCUGACCCAAUCUCGAGAGAUUCAGCUCCUGGUCUUUGUGCUGAUCUCAGUUUUCUACCUCAUCAUCCUCCCUGGAAAUUUCUUCAUCAUCCUCACCAUAAGGUCAGACCCUGCUCUCACAGCCCCCCUCUAUUUCUUCCUGGGCAGCUUGGCCUUCCUGCAUGCAUCCUACUCCUUCACUGUGGCUCCCAGGAUGCUGGUGGACUUCCUGUCUGAGAAGAAGAUCAUCUCCUACAGAGGCUGCAUCACCCAGUUGUUUUUCUUGCACUUCCUUGGAGGAGGGGAGGGCUUACUUCUUGUUGUGAUGGCCUUUGACCACUAUAUCGCCCCCUGCUGGCCUUUACACUAUUCAACUGUCAAGAGCCCUAGAGCCUGCAAUGUAAUGCUGUUGGCUCUGUGGCUUGGAGGCUUUCCCCAUUCCAUUAUUCAGGUGGCCCUCAUACUGCGUUUGCCUUUCUGUGGUCCAAACCAGCUGGAUAAUUUCUUCUGUGAUGUGCUGCAGGUCAUCAAGCUGGCCUGCUUGGAUACUUUUGUGGUAGAGCUCCUGAUGGUCUUCAGCAGUGGUCUAAUGACCCUCCUGUGCUUCCUGGGGCUUCUGGCCUCUUAUGGUGCCAUUCUAUGUCAUGUAUGUGGGUCUUCUCCUGAGGGGAAGAACAUGGCCAUGUCCAGAUGCACCACCCAUGUCAUAGUCAUAUUUCUCAUGUUUGGGCCUGGCAUCUUCAUCUAUACUCACACAUUCAGGGCUUUCCCUGCUGACAAGGUGGUUUCUCUCUUCCACGCUGUCAUCUUUCCUAUAUUGAAACCUGUAAUUUAUACACUUCACUACCAGGAAGUAAAAGCUUCCAUGAAGAAGUUGUUUAAUCAGCACAUAGGGGAAAAUGGAAUGGGAGAAUCAGGGUUGUCAAAUACCAUCUGA